CGGCCCUCUUGCUUCCCUCCUCCUCCUCAUGCUUCUUCCUGAUCUCAGCAGCACAACUUUUGCUUUAUGUCACUGGAGGUGAGAGCGGUGCCCCCUGUGUGCCAGGAUCUCACCCUGACCUUCAUCUGAGGGGUGUCAAUCCCCUGGCACUGCUGCUGCACCAGCCCCCUGACUGCCCUGCUCCGAUCACUUCUACUUACUCUCCUAAAACUUUGUACUUCUGCUGCCACCAGCCCCCCCAGUCUGCUGCUGUUGCCUGUAGUGCCUCCCAGUGGGCACACCCCGACACCUGCCCGCUGAUUUCCAUCUCUGCUCCCAGCUGCCCCCAAUCACACCCCUCCGCCACAAGACAAGGGUUCACUGCAUCACCCUCCAUUCGGCCUCUUCUGACUCCUCCGCUCCCAUCCCAUUUCGUCAGGUCCCAGGAUGGACCUCUGGUGGGCUCUCCUGUACGCCAUGCUCCUUCUCGGCCCCUUUCUCCUCAUGCAAGUGAGCAGCACCUUCAAGUUCCACUUUAAAGUCGUUUCCUACUGCGUCUUAUGCCUUACCCUGUCUGCGCUGGCGGUGCCCGUGUGCCUGCUGAGGAAUGGAGGCCGGACGGUGGACAACAUGAGGAUCAUCCGGGCGUUUGUGCGCACCAUGAAGUACGUGUACGGCCUGCGCUUCCAGGUCAAGGGUUUGGAGAACUUUCAGGUCGACGGACCCUGCGUCAUCAUCUCCAAUCAUCAGAGCAUCCUGGACAUGAUGGGUUUGAUGGAAAUCCUGCCGCCUCGCUGCGUGCAGAUCGCCAAGAGGGAGCUGAUGUUUGCCGGCUCCGUGGGCCUCAUCACCUAUCUCGGGGGGGUCAUUUAUAUCAACAGGAAACACACACGUGACGCCAAGUCUAUCAUGGCCGGGGUAGCGCAAGCCAUGACAGAUGACAAUUUGAAGGUCUGGGUGUAUCCUGAAGGCACCCGGAAUAACAGCGGAGAUCUGCUGCCCUUCAAGAAAGGAGCCUUUCAUCUGGCGCUUCAGGCGAAGGUUCCCAUCAUCCCGGUGGUUUAUUCCUCCUUCACCAGCUUCUACGACAAGAAGAAGAGUUUAUUCACGGGCGGAAUAAUCAAAGUAGAAGUCCUUCCGAAAAUAGACAUUUCAGGAUUGAAGGAAGAGGACAUCUCGGGCCUUACAGAACGCUGCUUCAACGACAUGAGGCAGGUCUUCUUCAGACUCUCCGGUAAACCUUACACCCCCAUAAAACAAAGCUCCUCAAGACAAUAGAGCUGCUGAAAGACUGAGAAUCGGAGCCUUAAUGGACUGUGCUGCGCAGGUCUCAUGCACCAAGUGCUCGCACCUCUCAACUUGUGAGGUGAAAAGUCACCCAAGCUGCUUCAUUGCUUUGUGUCAGAGAAACUUUGGAAGUGCCUCAAAGUUUCACUUUACAUCUUUAUUAUUUUAGGGACUGGACCAAGUUCCUACACAAGUGACCAAAAGUCACAUAUGAUCUGAGGACCUGAUGAUGCCAGAGGGUAUUGAUGCCUGAACGGUGAGCCCUCCGUGAUGCUAGACUAUGGUGGACCACAGCGAGGUCCAUGUCAUGUCAAGCAGAGAGCAAUAUUUGGCCUCAUAAUAGAAAUGUACAUGGGCUCAGCACUGAGCGGAGGGCUCUCCGGGCACCAACUCUCUCUAUUUGUAAAGUUCUUUAAGAGACUCUGUAAUUGGGACACAACUUACUGAACCCAGGAGCUGCUGCUGAGGAGCUCACAGAUUUGGCCGCCAUAGUCUGUGCCGAAUGUAACCAGCCAGGGGUUCUGGAUACCUGCACCAUCCACCCCUAUUGCUGAAUACCCAUUCUGAUAAUAGAACCAUUGGUUAUCGCCAUGUGCGGGCACCUACAGCUUUACCGGGGGACCACCUCUGGAGGUAAGUGUCCAUGUCACUCCGAGACGCUGGGGCCCCCAUGGCACAUGAGCUUCUCUAUUCUAUGUGCUGAUUCUGCGGUUAUUAUAGGAAGCGGACGUGUGUUACUGUGCACUGUUCACACCACGUCUUCUAUACACGUUGUCUCCAUGUACUUUUAUACAUUCAUGUUGCCAAAGCUUUGUUAUAACAUUCCAACCUUAAAGGGGAAACCCACGUCUACAAACCCAUCCCGUACAUCUGGGUUGGACCAUUUCGGAAGCAGGUGCACAAUGUUUUUAUUUAUUUCAUUACUGGGUUUCCCCCUUUAGGGGGCUCCACCUCGGCACCCACGCGGACGCGCGGGGCCCCUUAUGUGCUUCCUGAUAAUCGAUGUGUUGGAAUGUGCUGGAAUUGUCCAGGUUUCUAAUCUUUUAGGGGAAUCGGUGACUUGGUUGUUGUUGUAGCAAAUGUUCUUAAUCGAACCGGAGUGCCUUCAAUAAAACCAGCCAAACGCC
This is a messenger RNA of Bufo gargarizans (Asiatic toad), 2393 nucleotides long. RefSeq names its product 1-acylglycerol-3-phosphate O-acyltransferase 2 (gene AGPAT2). Lineage: Eukaryota; Metazoa; Chordata; Amphibia; Anura; Bufonidae. The transcript is spliced from 6 exons. Gene Ontology annotation, molecular function: 1-acylglycerol-3-phosphate O-acyltransferase activity. Gene Ontology annotation, cellular component: membrane; endoplasmic reticulum. The coding region runs from base 427 to 1257 and encodes 276 amino acids. The record is from RefSeq and is a predicted model, not a curated record. Gene Ontology annotation, biological process: phosphatidic acid biosynthetic process.